Messenger RNA from Xenopus laevis (African clawed frog), 2042 nucleotides. Its product is annotated as lamina-associated polypeptide 2, isoforms alpha/zeta-like. The transcript has 2 exons. The record is from RefSeq and is a predicted model, not a curated record. Bases 729 to 2042 code for a protein of 437 amino acids. Lineage: Eukaryota; Metazoa; Chordata; Amphibia; Anura; Pipidae.
ACCAACGGUUAACUUCCCCCUGCAGGCCAGCGGACAGGACCUCCCACUAUCAAUUUAAAAGUUCCACCUCUUCCCUUACCCCCUAGUCUUUUUUGUCCUGUCCGGGCCAGGGAGAGGAUAGCCUGUUGGAUGAAGAAACAGGACUACUACAAGAUUCAGUAAGGGCCUAAUAUUAGCUCCCCAGAGAAGGGGUCAGCAGGGGCUUACUUACAUGCCCGUGUCUCUCCUCCCGUCUGCGGGUCAGGGGGAUGCGGAGGAAGCAUGGCCGUGUUGGGCGAUGUUUGGGGCUGAUCCUCCGGCUGGGCUGGUCAGGUGAAGUCUGAAGACGGAGUGCGCCAUUAACUGCACGCCGCUUACUAUAGAAUGAGGAGAUCGCCGUGGACCGGAAGUGACGCGGCGGCCAUUUUGGAUGAGGGCAAGAGCGCAAAAAAUUUCAAAAUGGGAAAAAGAAGGUAUGGAGGCGGUUUUUGGCGCUAAAACUCCAGCGUCCUAGCCUGGAGAAGGCUGAUUUCAUUGGUGGGGCAGUCAGUGAAAGGAAAACAUUGAUUUAUGCAGGAGUCUGACCUGCCCUAUUUAAAGCAAUACACACUUCCUGUGGGUGCCAUUUUGCCAUCAGUUAAGCUGAGCAUUUAUGCACACAGGUACGUGGGGGUAUCAGCUGAGUUUUCUUGUAUUCUAAGACCAGUGGCUGAUUACUUUUUUAUCUAUUCUCUUAACCAGUUUUUCCAAUGGAACCUGGUAUGACGGGGAAAGCCUCUCACCCUAAAGGGAAAAGCCUUCCUGCCACAGAUGUAAGAAAAGACAAGUCUCCAGAGAAAACGAUUUCUGCAGAGAAACAACAGGAACCUGGGUCCUCUGUUUCACAAGAAAAUCAAUGGGAAUCCUUAGCCUCGGUGAUAAAACAGGCAGUUAUUCAGGGAUUCCAGGAGGUGUCAGGCACUAAGAAAAGACCAAGACACCAGCAUGGAAGACAGGGGGAGUCUUUUUCAGAUGUAUCUGAGGGAGAUCUGUCAUUUGACUCGGACGUCCUCUCUCAGGCAGGAUCAGAGGAGGGCGAGAUUGAUUCGGAAGAGGAAUCAACAUUUGAUUUAGCGGUGAUUGACCCGUUAAUAAGAGCAGUCAGACAGACUCUAACUUUUCCAACAGAAAUGACAAAGUUGUCAUCAGCGGAUAAACUCUUUCCAUCAUCAAAAAAGAAAUCCGCAUGCUUUCCUGUACAUUCGUCUAUCAAGGAGAUAAUUGCGUCAGAAUGGAAGAAGACUGAGAAAAGGGCUCAGACAACAGGGAAAUUCAACAAGAAGUAUCCUUUUGACGAACAGGAUUCAAAAACCUGGGAUUCACCACCUAAAGUGGAUGCGGCUGUGGUGAGGCUGGCUAAGAAGACAACACUUCCAGUAGAUGAUGCGGCAGUCUUCAGGGAGCCAAUGGAGAAGAAGAUAGAGUUCAAUCUAAGGAAAGCUUUUGGGUCCGCAGGGGCAGCCUGUAAACCAGCUGUUGCUCUGACUUCAGUGUCUAGAGCUUUGAAGGUGUGGUUGUCAGAACUUGGAGAAGCGAUAUCUUCUAAUGUAAAGAGACCAAAGCUUUUAGAGAUGUUGACAGAUUGUAAAAUGGCAACAGAAUUCAUAUCCGAAGCUUCGAUAGACCUAGUGCAUUUCUCGGCAAGAUCUAUGGCACUGUCGGUGGCAGCCAGAAGGGCUUUAUGGCUGAAGACGUGGGCAGCGGAUACAGUUUCUAAAACUAAUCUGUGUCAAUUGCCUUUUGAAGGUGAGAUGUUAUUUGGAGAGAAGCUCGACGCAAUUAUUAAAAAGGUCUCAGGUGGAAAAAGCGUGUUUCUGCCACAAGAGAGUCAGGCAAAAAGACCACGCUUUGAGACGAACUACAACAAACCGAAGGAUAAGUCAUUCAGGACGUCUAAACAGUACAAGCCUGGUAGAGAGUAUUCCAGGCAAUCUUCUUGGAGAUCAGGACGUCCAAGUUCCAGAGGGGCAGCGAAAAAACCGGGAUUUUUUUCCUCAGCCCCAUCUACUUCCGGUCGACAAUGA